AAGGGCUGAACGGGACUGUCAGAAUGGCAUACAUUUAAACUAAGCGGAUCUUAUGAAAACAGACCUCUGAUAAUAGUGCCUUUCUUUUUAGAAAGCGAAAAAUCACUUCUGCUGAGCAAAGGAAGUGUUUGUGGUUCUCGAAAAAACACUAGGAAGAGAAACAGGACACUUUGGAAAACUUUGGGGCUGUUUGUGUUCUGUUGGGAAAGUCGACAUCUCAUCAUCUCGGAGAACACUCUCCCACAGCUGUUCCUCUCAAUCUCACGGCCAAAUAUUCCUUCACAUGUUCCUAAUGGACAACUCCACAGCACAAGCACUUAGCACAACCCAAAGAACGUUUCUCACGUCACCCGUACAUCAAAAGGGAUCAGUUGGUCACUAUUUCGAGGCUAUAGUUGGAGUUGUCAUUGCUGUGGUUGUUCUGGUCCUGCUUCUCCUCCUAGCCAUCAUUCUGCGAUACAUGUACCAGCACAAAGGCACAUACCAUACCAAUGAGGCCAAGGGCACAGAGUUUGCUGAGACCGCAGAUGCCGCUCUUCGUGGAGACCCGGCACUGCAGGACGCCAUGGAUGACAACAAGAAAGAAUAUUUCAUAUGAGACAUAAUGUAUGGGCUUCACAUACAAUACAUAACAUACUCACAAAGGCUGAAAUAAUGCCUGAAUUGGUAAUUGCACUGAGACCGGCAGCUGUGUCAGCAAACAAAAGUGUUAGAAAAUCAUCCAUAUGAAGUUGUAGUUAUUUUAUUUAUGAAAAACAUCAUACAAGCACACAAAACUGAACCUGAAAUUUAGCCUAAAAAUAUAGAAACAGAGACACAGUUAAUGUCAAAAGUUUACAUACACCCUACAGAAUCUGGAAAAUGUUGCAAAUUAAAAACAAAAAGAGGCAGUUUGAAAUUUAAGGUUCAUUUUUAAUUGGGCACUGCCAUGAACAAGUUAUUUUACAUAGUUUCCAUAUAGUGAACAUCACAGAAUAAUAACUAAUUUUACAAAAAAAAUGCUAGUUUAAAAGUUUACAUAUAUUACCUUAUUCUUACUACUGUCUGAAGUUUGCAGAAGAUGCUUAAAAACACAGAUUGAGGAGAAUCGGAAAGGUUUUCUGAAGACAGAUUAAUUGCUCUUCAACAACUAUGACAAAACAUAAAAACACAGUAACUGAUCAGGUAACCUUAUACAGGUUUAUGUAAACUUUCAAACUGGUUUAUUAUUAUUUGUUUAUUAAUUAUAAUUUAGUGAUGGUGACUUUAAACAUUUGUUAUGUAAAAUAACUUGUUCAUUAAAACAAACCUGAAUUUUCCAAAUUCCUCUUAUUUCAGAUUCUGCUUUUUAAUGCUGUGUUUUUAAAUGUUUGACCUCAAUACGUCAAAGAGAGAUAAAUGAAAAUGUAUUAUGUUCAUUUAUAUAUCAGAGAAUAGGAAACAUUUUGGUCUAAAUGAAGCUUUCGCUCAGCAAGUUUGAGACCAAAUGCUUGUUUAUAGUUAUAUAAAAAAACAUAUUCUUCAAAAUGUAAGAAAGUACUAGGGUCCAAAUUUUACCAGUCACGUAGUUCUUGACUGUUACAAUAUAAGGAAUAUAUAACCUCUGAACUGCAGAACAGGUCAAAUCCAUGGAUUACAGACAAUAGAUGUGUUACUUGUAAUGCUCUGCUAAUAUUAUGAUAAUAGCAUCAUUUAUACAGUGAGUAAAAGAAACUCAAAAUGGUUCAAAAGCUGCCUUCAGUAAUUAAAUCAAAUAAGCUUUUCAAGUCACUUUAAAUUAAAUUGAAUUAAAUGAUAUUAAACUGAUUUAAAAAUCUAGCUGCAUUAUGUAUAACUCAUAAAAUGAAAUUCAGGUAAAGUGAUGGAAAAACAUGUGUUGACUCACAGAGGACAUCAUUAAAAUAAUGCUUCAAAAAUAAUGGGACACAAAAGUGAACCUUAUUCGUGGAAUGUGCCUUGUACAGUAUAUCUCCUUGUAUUUGUUUGUCUUUGAUGUUGCUAUUGAAUGUGUGCACCACACAUGAGCUCAGAGAAAUAUAAUGUUCAGGUGAAGUUCAGAAAAUUAGGUGUUGUCACAUAGAAUGCAAAUGUCAGGUGAUGUUUUAAAUCAUUUAAAUGCUAAGAAUAUUUAUAACACUGUUUACAGCAAACAAUCAUGUGAAAUGAAUUGGUCUCUUUGAUACAGUAUACUGCACAGCAACCGACUAAGUGUGUGAAACUGGUUAGGAAGCACUCCAGGAUGUGAGAAAAGGAACACACCCAGAAGACAAACAUAAUGUGCACAUAAUUCCUGUGUUCUACACACAGACAAUAGGAUAUUCUGUGGGAAAAGAAGCCAUAGGGUUGAUUCUGGCAGAAAUGUAACGUUAUUUAUAUACAUUUACCUCUACGUAGGUAGGCUAUUACAAUUCUUCUUUUACAGUGAUGAUUUUAAAAAAUGACUUUCUAUAAAUGUAAUAUUUAAAUGGUUGUUUGUAACCAGAGACAGCAGUGUGAGAAAAUGUGAAAAUAUGUGAGAGCAAUAUCUGUUUCUGUUUAACCUAAUUUCAGGUAUAUUUACACUAAUAAAAUGGAUGUGUAAUCAC
This is a messenger RNA of Triplophysa dalaica, 2564 nucleotides long. It is a transcript of the gene gypc, whose product is annotated as glycophorin C (Gerbich blood group). The record is from RefSeq and is a predicted model, not a curated record. NCBI's taxonomy places the organism in Eukaryota, Metazoa, Chordata, Actinopteri, Cypriniformes, Nemacheilidae. The coding region runs from base 284 to 598 and encodes 104 amino acids. Gene Ontology annotation, cellular component: membrane; cortical cytoskeleton. The transcript has 4 exons.